UAAACAACUAGUGCGCGCGGACGUUGACUUAAGCGUUUGGUGUUCAAAACUUAAUUGAUCUGACAAAAAACAAAAAGAAAAUAAAUCUAAAUAAAUAGUUUACUUUUAGUUAAAAUACACCAGGAUUUAAUAUUAAUUUGUUCACAAUAAAUAAAAACACCAACACCCCACACAACUUUCAUAAUCAUUCAAGCAUUAUGUCAGGUUGUAGCUGUUUAGCAUAUGGCCUAUUGGCCACUUUACUAUUUGCCGCCACGGCAGUACAAUGUUCUCAAUAUUCCUCCAAUAUGUUCCUGAAUGGUGAAUAUCAAAAUGGUUUAUUAAGUCGACACGACGAAGAAUACAGACAAGAAAGUCCGGCAGCUGCAUUUUUAUCGCUGAUCAGCAAAAGAGCCUCACCCUUUAUGGGUCAACAAUAUUUGCCCACUCUGUUGGAGUGUCGUGGACGUGGUCAACAAUGUGUUCCCAAGGAUCAGUGUGUGAAUGGUUAUUUCACCCAACAAUUGCCCAAAGUACAGACUUGUGCCCCUGAAGAUAAUGUGUGUUGUACUUAUAAUCCCCCCACACCACCUCCAACUGCAGCACCCACCACACCAAAACCUUUUAUUACCUGUUCUACCCAUAUGGCCUGUGUAGCAGCCCGUGAUUGCCGCAAUGGUGAAAUCCUUAGCAAUGCUGUUGUUAAUUUAGAGACUAAAAAAUGCUACGAACCUAGUGUAUGCUGCGGUAUUCCCUCAACCAUGUUAACAGAAGAUGGUUAUGUUUUGAAGACACCACCUAGUCCAUUUACUUAUCCUCAGCCAUCUCCUAACAGUCCCACAACACCUGUUAACAAGGACUACUUGCCACCUAACCCAGUGACACCAGCACGUAGACCACAACCUCAACAACCCCAACAACCACAGCCCAGACCACAACCUCAGCCAAGACCACAACCCCAGCAACCUCAACCAAGACCUCAACCACAACAACCUCAACCCAGACCACAAGCUCCUGCCUACACUAACGAGGUGAAGCCUAGACCUCAACCCGUCCCAGCACCAACUCCUCAAGCACCAUCAACUGGACCUCAGUAUUUGCCUCCUGCUCCUCAACCAGCUAGACCUACAUACAAUCCACCAGCACCCCAACCCACACAAUCAGCUAGACCCCAAUACAGUCCACCUGCUCCUCAACCCACUCAGCAACAACCAGCCAGACCUCAAUAUACACCACCUGCUCCUCAACCCACUCAGCAACAACCAGCUAGACCCCAAUACACACCUCCCGCUCCUCAACCCACUCAGCAACAGCCUAAACCACAAUAUUUACCUCCCGCACCUCAACCUUCACCUCAAGCUCCAGUCAGACAACCACAACCUGCAGCAACUAGACCCACAUUCACUCAACCUCCACGCAGAAUUCCCUCAACUUCUCCACCCAAAUACUUGCCACCCGUUAAUCCCAGCCAACCCAAAUACAACGGCGAUCGUGACGUGCAAUCAACCAAUCAAGAGAAACAAGUUUACCAGCCAAAACCCGCACGCGGUGAAGACCAAUUGUCGCCUCAAAUUUUCCCACCUUCCCAGCCUCAAUUCCAAGAACCAGCUCCCGUUACUCCAGCUAAAUGUGCCUCCGCUUUGAUUUGUACUGCCGAAAACUACUGCAGUUCGAUCGGUGUGAUCAGUGAAACGCCUGUUGAAAUUACUCCCUUCCGUGUACCUUUAACCGAUUGUCUUAUUGAGGGUAGUGGAGCUGCUGGUAAAUGUUGUCGUGAUCCCAACUAUGUUGAUCCCUGGCCAGUAAAUUUGGCUGGUGUUUGUGCCACCAGAAAUAAGAAUACCAAACCUCAAGGUGUUAAGGAUAUUGAUGCUAACUUUGCUGAAAUCCCUUGGCAAGCUAUGGUACUCAAGGAAUCCUCAAAGACAUUGUUGUGCGGUGGUGCCAUAAUUGGAGAUGGUGUUGUUCUAACUACAGCCUCUUGUGUACAAAAUGUUGCUGUAAACGAUAUCCGUGUUAAGGCCGGUGAAUGGGAAUUGGGCAGCACUAAUGAACCUUUGAACUUCCAGUUGAUGGGUGUUAAGAAUGUGGCCGUACAUCCCAGCUUUGAUGGCAACAGCGGAUCCAAUGACAUGGCUGUUUUGCAUUUGACCGACCGUUUACAAUUCGCUUCCCACAUUCAACCCAUUUGCAUUAGCGAUAAGGAUCCUAGUCCCUCGGAAACUUGUAUUACAACCGGUUGGGGCAAACAAGCUUUAUCCAUUCAUGAGGAAGGCGCCAUUAUGCAUGUUACCACCACCAAUUCUGUGUCACGCAGCGAUUGCGGCGCUGAUUCCAGUGGUGUCUGCAGCACUACCAACUUUGAUGCUUGUCAAUUUGAUUCAGGCAGUGCUUUGGCCUGUGGUACUGGUUCCAGUGUUCUACUCAAGGGUAUUUACAGUGUUGAAAACGCUUGCGGCGAAGGCCAAGCAGUGCGUUUCAUUAAACCCGAUGUAGCCUGGGUUAAUAAGCAAUUUUUGGAAAGAAGUAAACCUCUUCUCUUGAGAGUGUAAAAUACUAUAAUUAUUAUUAACACACAUUCAAAAGCCACAAAAACUAAAUCAGUCUGAAAAAGUGUUAAGUGCUACAAAAAUAUCAAAAAACCAGAAUAUAGAUCUUAGUAUUUUUCCUGAUUUCUCUUCACUCAAAACUCACAGCUAAAUUAUUAAAUAUUUCAUACAAAAAAUCCUACACCCACACCCAUAAAAACCCUCUUUCUCUCGCCAUCUAUUCAACACACCUCCUUUGUCUUUUUAUUUAAUAUAUCAUACGAAAAUGUUAAACACACUCACUCACCCUCAAUCCCAAAAAAAAGAACACAAGCCUGCCUUUAGAUCUUUAAUUUCCUGCCCUUUUAAGGACUUACACCCUCCAACAACUAUUUCCGUCUGCGCAAUUUUACUUAGUUACAAAAUGUUUUCUUUAAUUGUUAUUUUAAGUUAAGAUCGUUUUCUUCCAUUUUAUUUAAAUCUUUAGAGACAUGAAAAUGAACAUUUUAAACAAAGAUUUUAAUGAAAAAUUAGCUUAAAAUAUAUACAUAUAUAUAAAAAUAAUUAAAUUUUUACUGCAAUUACAUAAAAAAAAAUUGAGAUUAUUGUUUGUUCUUAGUUUAAGUUCUUUUUAUCUUGUAUGUUUUUCUUAAUUUUCUAAUCUAUUUCUUUUUUAUUAUUUUAUUUUGUUUUUAAUUUAAACAUUGACUAUAUAUUUUCAUUACGUCAUCAUUAAAACAUAAACAAUACUAUAAAUUGUAUAAAAAAAUUUAAAAAAAAUAAACAUUGUAUAAUUAUUUAUGUCUUAUUGAAAAUGUUGUAUAAAAGUAAACUUUCUAAAUUAAGAUUCUAAUUUAAUUUUAAUUUUUUUUAAUAAAGAAUAUUUUUAAAUAAAUAAAUUUAA
This is a messenger RNA of Calliphora vicina (urban bluebottle blowfly), 3411 nucleotides long. RefSeq names its product scarface (gene scaf). The transcript has 7 exons. The record is from RefSeq and is a predicted model, not a curated record. The coding region runs from base 198 to 2531 and encodes 777 amino acids. Gene Ontology annotation, molecular function: serine-type endopeptidase activity. NCBI's taxonomy places the organism in Eukaryota, Metazoa, Arthropoda, Insecta, Diptera, Calliphoridae. Gene Ontology annotation, biological process: proteolysis.